Messenger RNA from Galendromus occidentalis (western predatory mite), 1653 nucleotides. Its product is annotated as protein kinase gsk3-like. Gene Ontology annotation, cellular component: nucleus; cytoplasm. NCBI's taxonomy places the organism in Eukaryota, Metazoa, Arthropoda, Arachnida, Mesostigmata, Phytoseiidae. The record is from RefSeq and is a predicted model, not a curated record. Gene Ontology annotation, biological process: peptidyl-threonine phosphorylation; signal transduction; cell differentiation. Gene Ontology annotation, molecular function: ATP binding; protein serine/threonine kinase activity. The transcript has a single exon. Bases 232 to 1332 code for a protein of 366 amino acids.
AGAGUGACAACGAAGUGCGUCAGUGACUCUCCGGAAAACUUCUUCCCCAUCUACGUUCAUUUGUGUUUGUUCCGGUGUUCAGAAGCACCUGGGCAGUAGCGGAAAGAGUGGGGACUCUCCAUUCGCACAACGAAGAAUUCCUCCGAGUCAGCUGACAGCGACAAGGAUUUCCACCUCCGUAACCCGAAACCCUCAUAGUGUGAAAGGGGAGCCCACCGGGACCCGAAACCGAUGUCGACAGCCAUGGAUACGGGAGAUUCGAGCGGGGAGAUGUCGUCGGCGUCGAGCGUCGACUUCGACGAUCCCAUGGAUUGGAAAGUCGCUGCAGUACAUGGGGUCGACUCCGAAACGAAAACAUCUUCUCUCACUUAUCGGCCACGCCGUUUCAUUGCGAAGGGCAAUUUCGGUUACAUAACGCGAAUCCUGACGUCUGAGAGGGAAACUUUCGCAUUGAAGCAAAUCGACUUGAGGACUCGAGCCGCAAUGCAAGAGAUAAAUAUCAUGCUGCUCCUGAAGCACCCGAAUCUAGUGAGAAUCAAGUACUAUUACAAAGAGCGUUUCACUAAAAACCACAUCCGAGUCUUCAUCAUAAUGGAGUUCCUUCCCAGAUCGCUCGUGGAGCACAUAAUCCGCCGCCACGAAAAACAGCUGAUGCUCAUGCACGAGGAAAUCGCUUCGAUCAUGUUCCAAAUUCUCCGGGGCCUCGAGCACAUGCAUAGACGGAACAUCGCUCACCGUGAUAUCAAACCGCACAACGUCCUUAUCGACGUGCACCAACAAAUAGUGAAAAUUUGUGAUUUCGGUUCCGCGAAGAACAUCAAGGACCCGAAAAGCCCCAAUCUGACGUACGUGUGCUCUCGGUGGUACAGAGCCCCGGAGCUGCUUCAGCAGAACGCCGAGUAUACAACAAAAGUGGACAUAUGGUCGUGUGGCUGCGUCCUGGGCGAACUCGUCCUGCUAAGGCCCAUGUUCCGCGGGGCCGACACCGUGGAUCAGUGGGCGUGCAUCAGGGACAUCCUAGGAUCUCCCUCAGCCGAAGAAGCUAAGGAGAUUGGCAUGCGACCGGGCGUGAACGACCACCAAGUGCAGAGGAAAAAUCUCAGCGAUAUUUUCGGGGAUAGAGCCCCCCAAGCCGUGAUUGAUCUUUUCGAGAAAUUGCUCAAGUAUGCUCAUCGUUCCCGGCCGACUGCUUGGAGCGCACUGGCUCAUCCUGCUUUCAAUGUUCUCAAGAAUCACGAAUUCCGCUCUUCUUACCCACACUUGUUCAACUUCACCGACGAGGAGCUCACUUACGAGCCCGACAUCAAUCAGCCGUUCCAGGCGGAAAUCUAGGUCUUUGACUCGCCGUCGAGUCUGUUUACCGAUGAACAGUCUACUCGGAUAAAGCAGCUCGAUGCGAGCAAGGAAAUCUUUUGUGGAAACAAUGUUCUUCUUCUGAGUUCCUAGAUAGAGAUCGAUGCGGAGAGCGUAACCAAUGUACCUUUGAACGAUUGUGGCAUCCGCGUGGAAAGACGAUUCUUUAACCAUUUGGCCACGCCUUUGAAGUUGGCUAGUCCUCCACCAACGAUGAGAAUGUUCGACAGCAUUUUCCUUUUAACGUCCUCGUUCUCGCACCGGUCGACAGACUGCAGCAAGACGACGUCGAUUCCGAGU